Molecule: messenger RNA, 453 nt
Organism: Hyalella azteca
Lineage: Eukaryota; Metazoa; Arthropoda; Malacostraca; Amphipoda; Hyalellidae
Product: sorting nexin-6
Exons: 3
Coding region: 1-312 (103 amino acids)
Cellular component (GO): endosome
Source: RefSeq, a predicted model, not a curated record
AUGGGCAAACAAAUGCCAGCCAAAAAGCGGGUGGUUAGCAAUGAGAAUAGCGAGAUCAAAGCUGACCAAGCGGAGCUUGCGCAACAGAACGCCUGUGAACGCUUCGAACUGAUCUCCGAGAAAGCAAAAGAGGAACUGGCGACGUUCGGCCAGCGUCGCGUCGCCCACUUCCGUAAGAACCUCGUGGGGCUGGCAGAACUGCAGCUGAAACAUGCUAAGGCGCAGCUGCUGCUGCUCAACACCUGUAUACAGACGUUGUCUGACUCCAGUACAUCUGCUGCUACAUUCAAUACAGCUGCUACACAUGUGUAGUGAGCCCCUACAGCUGCAGAACAUCUACAGCUGCAGAACAUCUACAGCUGCAGAACUCCUGUAUUCUGCCUGAAUAUCUACAAGUAACGCCUGUAUUCUGCCUGAAUAUCUACAAGUAACGCCUGUAUUCUGCCGGAAUAU